Molecule: messenger RNA, 1347 nt
Organism: Medicago truncatula (barrel medic)
Lineage: Eukaryota; Viridiplantae; Streptophyta; Magnoliopsida; Fabales; Fabaceae
Product: elongation factor G-2, mitochondrial
Exons: 2
Coding region: 1-1347 (448 amino acids)
Biological process (GO): mitochondrial translational elongation
Cellular component (GO): mitochondrion
Molecular function (GO): GTP binding; GTPase activity; translation elongation factor activity
Source: RefSeq, a predicted model, not a curated record
AUGAAUCGUUUCUUCUCAAGGUCCUCCUUUCCACUGCUUCUCUACUCCACCGUACGCUCCUCCUCCGCCUCCUCUAUUUAUCCAUCUUCCUCCGUUCUCCCCAGCCCUCUCCACCUCCGUCACUUCUCCAACAAGUCAGUGGAGAAGCUGCGCCACGUCUGGAUGUCUGGAUACGACUACGUUAAGAAGCGGACGGACAGGGAAAUAGUAUUAUUAGAAAGUCAUCGCUAUCCGAACUACGAAGACCCACGUUUUGUAUAUGAGGACGAGAUAGACAACAUACAUACCAAAACAUAUGUCACUUCCUAUAAAAAUAAAACCCUAUUUGACAUUUCUUGUUUUGAUACUUUUUUGGAGAAGAUAUGUUCUGAUCAUGUUGAUUUCAAAGUUGAUGUUCAGCUAGCUUCGCGUAUUUUCGACAGUGCAAUUCUUGUUCUUUCUUGUGUUGAUGGUGUUAAAACCAAAUCCAUUACUAUGGAUCAACAAAUGACAAGAUUUCAACUUCCUAGGCUUAUAUUUAUUGACGAUCUGUAUCAGGAAGGAGCAGAUCUAUGGAACAUUGUAGAUCAAGUAAAAUCUAAGCUUAAUCAUCGUUGUGCUGCAAUUCAAGUUCCAAUACACUUUAACGAUUAUUAUAUUGGAUUUGUUGAUCUUGUCAAGUUAGAGGCCUACUUUUUCCCCCUUAAAUUCUUUGCUAGACUUUUUGAUAAGUUAAAGGCCUACUUUUUUCGCUCUGAAACACCUGAUUAUAAUUAUGAUGUAGAAGUAGGAGAAAUACCCGAAGAUAUGCAAGCCUUUGUGUUGAAGAAAAGACGCGAACUCAUUGAAAUUGUGUCAGAGGUUGAUGAUAAACUUUCUAAAGCUUUUCAUGGUGGCAGCAAAAUUCCAGAGUCUGUUCUCGAUGAUGCAAUUCGUAGGGCAACUAUAUCAAUGAAAUUUGUACCAAUUAUCAUUGGUGAUGAGAGCUAUGAGACGUUAAAACUAUUAAUGGAGGGUGUAAUUAGGUAUUUGCCAAGUCCAAUCGAUGUUAGUAAUUAUGCUCUUGAUCUAAAUAAGAAUGGUGAGAAAGUUGAAUUGUCUGGAAGUAUUGAUGCACCAUUUGUUGCAAAGGCUUUUGCAAAUUGGCAUGAGAGAUUCCUCGUUUGGGCAAGAGACGAAGUUAAUAAAAUCGAGGAAGUUGAUGAAGCUCAUGCUGGAGAAAUUGUUUUUGUUUUUGAUGCUCAUCUUGAAUCUGGAGAUACUUUUACCGCCAAUGGGUCUGUUAGAUAUACAAUGACUUCUGCUGAUGUUCCUGCUUAUUCGGUCUCAAAAGAUUCCGGGCAUACAUUUUCAAAUGGUGUGAAUUGA